Messenger RNA from Ylistrum balloti, 738 nucleotides. RefSeq names its product transcriptional regulator ERG homolog. Bases 1 to 738 code for a protein of 245 amino acids. The transcript has 4 exons. NCBI's taxonomy places the organism in Eukaryota, Metazoa, Mollusca, Bivalvia, Pectinida, Pectinidae. Gene Ontology annotation, molecular function: DNA-binding transcription factor activity, RNA polymerase II-specific; sequence-specific DNA binding. The record is from RefSeq and is a predicted model, not a curated record. Gene Ontology annotation, cellular component: nucleus. Gene Ontology annotation, biological process: cell differentiation; regulation of transcription by RNA polymerase II.
AUGCAGAGCUUAAAACAGCAAGAUUAUUACCGAACGUGUAGCUUCCCAGCACUUCCGGGAAUGGUGUUCCCGGAUCCGUCCUAUGGGAAAACUGCAUGGUCCCCUCAAUCCAGCCCGCAAAGUCCAGGCUAUCCUCAUCACAAUUCUAUAACAACUAUAAGUAAGCCGGGAUUUGAAGUUCCCUACGCUUCCUGGCGUCCACAAGGGAGUGGACAAAUUCAGCUGUGGCAAUUUCUUCUAGAGUUGCUCUCUGAUAGCAGUCUGUCAAAUUGCAUCACAUGGGAAGGUACCAACGGGGAGUUCAAGCUGGUCGACCCAGACGAAGUGGCCAGACGCUGGGGUGAGAGAAAAAGCAAACCUAACAUGAACUACGACAAACUUAGUCGCGCACUCAGAUACUACUAUGACAAAAACAUUAUGACAAAAGUUCACGGUAAAAGGUAUGCAUACAAAUUUGACUUUGCUGGUUUAGCACAGGCGAUGCAACCCGCCACCACCGACCCAACGUCUUAUAAGUACCAACAGGACUUCUUCAUGUCAAGUUAUCACCAUAACACAAAGCUCAACUUCAUGAAUGCUCACCCACCUAUGCCUACCUCAAGUGCUCACAGUUUAUUCGGUCCGCCUUCAGGAUACUGGUCAGCGCCCAGUCCAAACCUCUACCCUAAUAUCCCCAACCACCAUAUGGCACACCACACAUCACACAUGACACCACAUCUCGGUUCAUAUUACUCAUGA